This is a messenger RNA of Acaulospora morrowiae, 759 nucleotides long. The record is from the annotation of a GenBank genome assembly. Lineage: Eukaryota; Fungi; Glomeromycota; Glomeromycetes; Diversisporales; Acaulosporaceae.
AUGGAUAGCACGGCAGCAAUUGCUAUAGGGUUGACCGUUGGGUUAGUUGUCCUUGUGUUUAUUUUGCUCUCCUUUUUCAUCAUUCGGAGAAAAAUGGUGAGACGUAGAAAAGGGAAGAUCUCGCCUUCUGGAAUAUCACCGAAAAUUAAGAGUCAUGGAAGUAGCAGUUCUUCCUUGAGAAGUUCAACUCCAAUACCAAAAAGAUCGGAAACUGAAAGUUCUGACCAAAACUCUGAAAAAUCAAAGGAAAAGGGACAAAAAGAACUUAAACCGUCUUAUGAAGGUUCGGAGAAUAGAGCCGAUUCAAUAAAAACUUCAACUCAAAAAAUUUACCCACAAUUAACUCCUUCAGAUUCCCCUGGACCCCCUAUAGGAGAUAGAAGUCCGAGAUCUUCGCAAGACAUUCAACAUCGCGACAAUGUCACGCCAACUGCUUCUUCACAACAUCUUCAUGAAGGGAUCCAUCACCCACAACCUCAACAUCCUCAAUUAAUAGUUGAGGGUGCUUCGACAACCGAUGAAGAAGUUCCUCCGUACUACAUGCAAAAAUUACCACCAAUUCCAUUGACUGAUUCUCCAUCACCACCUCCAUCACCAGAUCGGAAUCCGAUUCGAAAAGGUUAUGCUCCAGAUGAAGAUAACCCUGGGCCGUAUCCUCCGGCCCAACCAGCACAAAAAUCGCGUCUUUCUCGUUCUGUGAGGCAGCGGUCGCCAAUGCGUGGAGGACGUGGCAGCCGUAGCUCCAGCUCUAAUUCAUAA